AUGGGUAUGUCUAAACCCACCCAUCUGGAGACAUUGGUCAUAGAUAAGUGUAAAUCGAGAUCCUUUGAGCUUGAUGAAGCUCUGGGUUUUUUCAAUUUCAUGAUUUUAAUGAGAAACUUGCCCUCAAUUGUGGCUUUCAACCAUCUGCUUGGAGCAGUCUCCAAGAUGAAACAAUAUGAUAUCGUUAUUCUACAUUUGCAACUGUUAUUCUACGUUUACAUAAUGAAAGAUGGGAAGGUGAAGCAGCCUGGUCUGGAGUUCUCAACGGUGCAAAGUGAACUGGAUUUUUCAUACAGGCAACACUAUCAAGGUGUUACGAUCUCAGAAGCUUAUGAACGUCUUAUUCUUGACACGUAUGAUCCUUGCCUUUCCUGGAUAAGGGGUGAUCAGCAGCAUUUUGUACGUAGAGACGAGUUAAAGAUACACCCAGUUAUGGUAGAUGUUGGUACUAACAAUCUAAAGCUAAUUGACAACCCACUUUAUUUAGGACUAAGACAACCUAGGUUAGAAGGGGAAAAGUAUCUAUCAAUUAUUGAUGAGUUCAUUGAAGCAGUUUUAACACGUUGGCCUAAGGAUAUUAUACAGGUUUCUUUCUUUCAGAAGUGA
Molecule: messenger RNA, 606 nt
Organism: Hibiscus syriacus
Lineage: Eukaryota; Viridiplantae; Streptophyta; Magnoliopsida; Malvales; Malvaceae
Product: glucose-6-phosphate 1-dehydrogenase-like
Exons: 5
Coding region: 1-606 (201 amino acids)
Biological process (GO): glucose metabolic process; malate metabolic process; pyruvate metabolic process
Cellular component (GO): mitochondrion
Molecular function (GO): glucose-6-phosphate dehydrogenase activity; NADP binding; malate dehydrogenase (decarboxylating) (NAD+) activity
Source: RefSeq, a predicted model, not a curated record